Messenger RNA from Funneliformis mosseae, 873 nucleotides. NCBI's taxonomy places the organism in Eukaryota, Fungi, Glomeromycota, Glomeromycetes, Glomerales, Glomeraceae. The record is from the annotation of a GenBank genome assembly.
AUGACACUUGCAUUAUACGUAAUAAGACAUGGAGAACGUAUAGACCAUGUAGAGCCAAGUUUUCUUUACACCUCAACAACUCCAUAUGACCCACCAUUAACCCCAAGAGGAAAACGACAAGCAAAGCAAACCGGAACCUUUAUAAAUACACUUCAACAAGAAAACGUUUCAACAAAAAGGAACGUAGAGUAUAACAUUACAACGAGCCCGUUUGUACGUACGACCGAAACAGCCAUUAAUAUUGCAAAAGGAAUAUUUGAGUCAAAGCCAGAAUCAAAGAUAAAAAUUAGAAUCGAUUCAUCAUUAGCAGAAUGGCAUAAUUCAGCUUAUUAUGCUCAAGCUGUACCAAACAAUAUUAUUGAUAAAAGAUUUGAAGAAUUACGUGAAAAGAUUGGUAAAGAAAAUGAUGAAUAUCCCUUUGAAUUUGAUGAAUCUUAUACACCAGUAUCUAGUAUACUUCCUAAAUAUCCCGAAGGAAUACAUGAAGUAGUUAAAAGGUGUCAAAAUGCUUUAUUAGAAAUUUCUUCUCCAUAUAUUCAAAAAAUUAAGCAAGAUAGAAAAUUAAAUACCGAUGUGGUAUUGAUUCUUGUUACUCAUGGGUUCUGUUUUAAUAUUAUUCAAGAAGCUUGUUCUAAAGUUAACAGUUGGAGAGAUGCUGGUUACUGUGCAGUAUCCAGAGCUAAAUGGAUACCGAAAGAAGAUGAUGAAGUUCCUGAUAUACAAAUUACCGUUAGUAAUGAUGAAGCAGAUUGUGAGAAAAGUGAAAUUCAAAGAAAAAAUGAAGAAGCUAUUAAUGUUUUAAACGCGGCUAAUCCUAAUGGAAGAUGGAAUUUAGAUGUUAUUGUCCAUACUGAUCACUUGAAAGGAAUUUAA